AUUCAUUCUUCAAAUUUAGUAAGGAGUUGGGUCUUCGUGCUAAGCCAGAUCUAGAUAUGUUUGCGAGAAUUUUACAAGAUGAUAAAAUACUCUGUGAAAGCAUUCAAAACACUCCGAAACCAGUUGAAAAUGGAACAGCUCACCCAGAAGAAACACCUCAACCAGUUGAGCCUAUAUCGCCAUUAUCGAUUGAUCAGAGUUGCAACCAACCCUCCGAACAGGAAGAGGUUAUUGACUUGGAUACCCCAGUGAAUGAGGAACCGAAAUCAUUUUUGCCAGAUUCCACUGAAAUUGAUCGUAUUGUUGAUGAGAAGAUGAAAGAGGUCGAGAUGGAUUUGGAGCAAACUGUAGAAACUCCAAAGAAAUCUGCUGAAGAGAAAACUAGUGAAUGGAUUCGGGCUAGUAAAUUUGAACAAGGUAGUGAGGAGCUUGCUAAUGGAAUUGAACGUCCUCCAUUGAAUAAACAAUCAGUAGAUGAAGCCGAAACGCUUAAUGAACUUUUCAGCAAUUUAGAAGAAUUGGAAGAUAUCUACGAAAAGCAUCAGCUUCGACGUGAUACUUUCCAGAACACCAUGGCAAACGAGUUGAGUAGCUUGGAUAACAGUCUUCCCCAAGUCGAUCCAAUGGAUCUUGAUGAUAUAUUUGAUGAUACAGCAACGUACACCAGCUUGCAAAAAGCUUUCAGAAAUCCAAUUGAUAUGGGCGUUCCGAUGCCACCUACUCCUCCUCUUUCCCAUCAUGCUGAGACAACAAAUCCUGAUCCCAUAGAGACCUUGGUGAACCCUCCUGGCCCUGUCAUUGAUGUUUCUAACCUAGGCAAACGUGAUAGUGUUACUCGAACGGAAGAACAACAAUUACCACCAAGACCUCCUAAACGAUCACGGAAAUUUGAUGAACCCAGUAGCCCUGCGUCAUCUGUACCAUCCCCAGCAGCGGCUAAUCUUAGCUAUAGUGAGAACAAUCUAGUUCGACAAGGGUCCAGCCGUAGCAUAACACCCCGACCGCAAUCGCAACAAAUUAUCAUCAUGAAAACACCCGAACAAACCCCUCCCACAAAACGCCUUCCGCCUCCUCCACCGAGCGAUCACAACUCCAAUACACUUCCUAAACAAAAGAAACCAGGAUUCUUCUCUAAACUCUUCUCUCGACGAAAGAGUAAAUCGGACUUGGCAAGCGACAGCCAUUCCAAAAAGACAACUCCCGCUGAAUCGCGUGAACCAAGUAUAGCCAACUACUCUCCACAGACAAAGCCGACAAACAAUCGAGCAUCGAUGCGAUCGCUACAGGCAGAUUCACCCUUCAAUAAAGGGCACAAAACAUCAAAACCGGUCGGGCGUAGCGUGAGCAGUGUAUCAGGGAAGAGACCCCAUCUCACUGCCGAUAUUGUUCAUAUUCCACUGAAAGGCGAUAGCUCCAACUCUCUACCAAUGAAUGAGCGUUAUUCAAAUGCAAGCACGAUCACCCUUAAUAACUUGGAUCGUAAAACCGUUAGUGCCUUACAGCUUGCUGAUAUACCCCUGCAGGAAGGUAACAUGAAUUUGGUUGCGAUCGCUGAUGCUCAAAGUAUAAAGAAUCUUUGUGAAGGGGAGUUUGGUGUUCAUCUCGAUCCAGAGGUUGAUUUGACAGAAGCUGAACAUUUUGCCUUAUAUACAAGCAUACCACCCCAGGCAACUGCCAGUGAAUUUGAUGAGAACUCUUGCUAUUAUGCCCCCGUUGAUGCUGGAGAAAUUUUAACCCCAGCCGAAGUGGCGCGUCGUUUAGCCUCAUUGAACAACUGAGGUUUAUUGAACAAUGGGGAAACAUACGUGAUGGGAGUGGUUUUAUCCUCACGUUGCACAAGUAUUAAGAAGUAAUCAUCGGUGGAACUAAAUUAUAGAGAUAUUUUUACAAGGAUCAGUUGAUUUUGAAUGAAUCUUCAAUAUUUAUACAGUACUUACAAUAUAUUGUACUAAUGCUUUAAAUUUUGUGUUAAGAUGAUUUUUAUUUAUUAUUUUAUUUUAAAUUAUCGUCAAAUAGUUUUUAAGAAAAUGUUGUUGAGUAAAAAGUUUAGUAAAAGUUGUUUAUGGUUGUUU
This is a messenger RNA of Hermetia illucens (black soldier fly), 2072 nucleotides long. Its product is annotated as embryonic polarity protein dorsal-like. The record is from RefSeq and is a predicted model, not a curated record. Lineage: Eukaryota; Metazoa; Arthropoda; Insecta; Diptera; Stratiomyidae. Bases 57 to 1778 code for a protein of 573 amino acids. The transcript has a single exon.